This is a messenger RNA of Salvia miltiorrhiza (redroot sage), 723 nucleotides long. RefSeq names its product histidine-containing phosphotransfer protein 4. The transcript is spliced from 6 exons. Gene Ontology annotation, molecular function: histidine phosphotransfer kinase activity; protein histidine kinase binding. Lineage: Eukaryota; Viridiplantae; Streptophyta; Magnoliopsida; Lamiales; Lamiaceae. The coding region runs from base 146 to 583 and encodes 145 amino acids. Gene Ontology annotation, biological process: phosphorelay signal transduction system; phosphorylation; cytokinin-activated signaling pathway. Gene Ontology annotation, cellular component: cytoplasm; nucleus. The record is from RefSeq and is a predicted model, not a curated record.
AGAGGGGACCAAGCAACCCCCUUUGUCCCAAUAUCUAUAUAUAUAAUGCAACCUCGUUUCAUUCCCAUCCCACAACACACCAAUCCCUCUCUCUCUCUAAAUUCCAAAUUUUACUGCAUUAUCUCCAUCCACCCACCCAAGAACCAUGCAGAGACAACUAGCUAACAUGAAGCAGUCCCUUUUUGAUCAGGGAUAUCUCGAUGAACAAUUCAUUCAGCUUGAAGAGCUGCAAGAUGAUGCGAAUCCUAAUUUCGUUGAAGAAGUUGUCACGUUGUACUACCGCGAUUCGGCUCGACUUAUCCAAAAUAUUGACCAAGCCUUGGAGAAGAGCCCUCUUGAUUUUUCGAAGCUGGACAGCUUCAUGCAUCAGUUCAAGGGCAGCAGUACAAGCAUUGGAGCCAAAAAGGUGAAAAGUGAGUGUACACAAUUCAGAGACUACUGCAGAGUUGGAAAUGCUGAUGGUUGCAAGAGAACUUUUCAGCAAUUGAAGAAGGAAUAUGCCACUCUAAAAAAGAAAGUAGAAGUCUAUUUUCAGUUUGCGAGACAAAUUGGGCCAGUUGAGAAGGCUUGUCGCUCAAAAUAAGGAAGUGGAGUUGAGGCUUCAAUGUUUGGUUUAUCUUACUAUGUAAAACUCACCAAAACCCUCCUUCUCAGAUGUAAUAAGAGAAGAGAAGGACCUUCUUUCUUUAAUUUCUUUCUAAUUAAUCUACCUUUUAUAACCAA